Molecule: messenger RNA, 635 nt
Organism: Anoplophora glabripennis (Asian longhorned beetle)
Lineage: Eukaryota; Metazoa; Arthropoda; Insecta; Coleoptera; Cerambycidae
Product: cuticle protein 16.5-like
Exons: 2
Coding region: 52-597 (181 amino acids)
Source: RefSeq, a predicted model, not a curated record
CACUUGUGCAUUCAACUGUGUAGUUAGUUACAUACAGAAAAAAUAACCAACAUGAAAUUUUUGGUAUUCAUCGUCGCCGUCUGGGCAGUUGCCUCAGCUGAAGACAAGAAAGAAAAACGAGGCCUCCUAGGGCUCGGCUACGGCCACGGUGCCAUCGCAGAGCCUUUGAGCUACGGCUACGGCCCAUCUCUCCCUCUUGCUGGACACGGCAUCGCCCUAUCCGCUCCCAUUUCUGCCCCACUGGUGAAGACGAUCUCUGCUCCCCUCGCUUACUCUGCCCCAGCUGUUUCAUACUCCGCCCCUGCCAUUUCAUAUUCUGCUCCCGCCAUUUCCUACUCUGCCCCGCUUUUGGCCAAGUCCUACGCCGCUCCAAUCGCCGCCCCAGUCGCUGCGCCUCUUUUCGCUAAGAGCAUCGCCGCUCCCAUCUCCUAUUCCGCUCCUUUGAUUACGAAGAGUUAUGCCGCUCCUGCUUAUUUAUCUUCCCCCGUCAUCAAAUCCUACGCCGCUCCUGCCAUAGCGGCGCCCAUUUCUCUGGGACAUGGUUUGGGAUACUCCGACCUUUCACUUGGGCUUGGAUAUGGAAAGUACCUUCAUUAGAGGUCGAGAAACCUAGUGAUGUAUUUAUAAGCCCUUCA